AUGGCGGUGAAGGAGCGCGUGGAGGCAGUGCUGAACGUGGGCCUGCGUGUGCCCAGCAUCAUGCUGCUUGAUGUCCUUUACCGCUGGGACGUAGGCUCGUUCUUCCAGAAGAUCCAGCGAUCCAGCCUGUCCAACAACCCCCUCUUCCAAUAUAAGUACCUGGCGCUCUACCUGCACUAUGUCGGUUACAUUCUGAGUCUGGUGCUGCUCACGCUUCCUCGUCAGCACCUGGUCAAGCUUUACCUCUACGUGCUCACCGCUCUGCUGCUCUUUGCUGGCCACCAGGUGUCCAGGGACUACGUGCGCAGUGAACUGGAGUCCGGACAUGAAGGCGCUGUUUACCUGGAGCCGCUCUCCAUGAAGAGAUUCACCACUGCGCUCGUAGGUCAGCUCGUGGUGUGCACGCUGUGUUCCUGCGUGAUGCAGACCAAACGGAUCUGGCUGUUCUCGGCCCACCUGCUUCCCCUGGUGGCCCGUCUGUGCCUGGUGCCUCUGGAGACCAUAGUUUUCAUCAACAAGUUUUCCAUGAUCUUCACGGGCCUUGAGGUCAUCUACUUCCUGGCGUCCAACCUGCUGGUGCCGUACAACCUGGCCAAGACGGCUUAUCGGGAGCUCGUUCAGGUGGUGGAGGUUUAUGGUCUUCUGGCUCUCGGGAUGACCUUGUGGAACCAGCUGGUCCUGCCUGUCCUCUUCAUGUGCUUCUGGCUACUGCUCUUUGCUCUUCAAAUCUACUCCUACUUCAGCACCCGUGACCAGCCCACCUCCAGAGAGAGGCUUCUCUUCCUCUUCCUCACCAGCAUCGCCGAGUGCUGUAGUACGCCGUACUCUCUCCUGGGCCUGGUGUUUACAGUUUCCUUCAUCGCGCUCGGUGUCCUCACACUCUGUAAGUUCUACCUGCAAGGAUACCGAGCGUUCAUCAAUGACAACACCAUGCACAGGGGCAUGACUGAGGGCAUCACCUUGCUGAUCCUGGCCGUCCAGACCGGACUAAUUGAGCUGCAGGUCAUCCACCGAGCCUUCCUCUUGUCCAUCAUCCUCUUCAUCGUGGUGGCCUCCAUCCUACAGUCCAUGCUGGAAAUCGCCGACCCCAUCGUCUUGGCGCUGGGGGCCUCCAGAGACAAGAGUUUGUGGAAGCACUUCCGAGCUGUGUCGCUGUGCCUCUUCCUGCUCAUCUUCCCAGCCUAUAUGGCGUACAUGAUCUGUCAGUUCUUCCACAUGGACUUCUGGCUCCUCAUCAUCAUCUCGUCCUCCAUCCUCACGUCGCUGCAGGUGCUGGGUACUCUGCUCAUCUACGUGCUUUUCAUGGUGGAGGAGUUCCGCAAGGCUCCAGUGGAGAACAUGGAUGAAGUUAUCUACUGCGUUAAUGGGACAUACAGGUUACUGGAGUUUUUGGUGGCAGUUUGCGUGGUGUGCUACGGCGUGUCGGAGACUGUGUUCGGCGAGUGGAGCGUGAUGGGAAGCACUAUCAUCCUGGUGCACUCGUACUACAAUGUGUGGCUGCGGGCACAGCUGGGCUGGCAGAGUUUCCUCCUGCGCCGAGAUGCCGUUAACAAGAUCAAGAGCCUCCCCACCGCCAGUGAUGCGCAGCUACGCCAUUACAAUGAUAUCUGCGCCAUCUGCUACCAGGACCUGAGCAGCGCUGUCAUUACGCCGUGCAGCCAUUUCUUCCACGCGGGCUGUCUGAAGAAGUGGCUGUAUGUGCAGGAAACGUGCCCGUUGUGUCACGCGCAACUCAAGAGCCAAUCGGCCGCCGACGCGCCCUCGCCCAAUCGCGCGCCUGCAGGACAGGAAGAGGUUGGCCAGGAGAAGGCGGCGGAAGAAGACGGAGCCCCAUCUUCCUCCUCCGGCGUGCCUGUCGCAGCUUCCUGUCCGGAAGGAGGUGACAACGCAGGAGGCGGAGCUUCGGGCCAAAGUGACAUCCUAUUGGAUGGUGGCCAAACAACAACUAACGUCUUCAAAAGCUCACAUGACCAAACAGAUGAUGUCGUCGGCAUUUGA
Messenger RNA from Nerophis lumbriciformis (worm pipefish), 1998 nucleotides. NCBI's taxonomy places the organism in Eukaryota, Metazoa, Chordata, Actinopteri, Syngnathiformes, Syngnathidae. The record is from RefSeq and is a predicted model, not a curated record.